CACACGUAACCAAGUUAUCUCACACGUUCUGCCGUCAAUUGUGAUGUGAGAUGUGUCGGAAAGUUUUUGCGUUUUAAUUUUCAAAACACAGCUGUGAAAACAACUACUUAUAGAUAAUAUUAAUAUCUGAUACACCAGACGGUUGUAUCAAUUCACCAUGUAUCUGUAAUAAGCGUGCGAAAUGAAUUAAUUUUGGUGCGUUGUGCAGGCGCCUUUAAAUGCUUCUGGAAAGUUCGACACAAAGUUUCGAAAGUGCGGUUAACGAGAUAUGGCUAAAUCUGGAAUGUCGGAUACUGAGUCGGAAGGCAAUACCAAUGCGCAAUCCGCCAAAAUUCCACCAAAUAGUCUAGCAGCCACGAAUCAAAAUGUUCCAACUGAUUCACCAAAUGAAGGUGCCACCAACACCAUUGACAAUCCUAUCAUUCAAACCUCAAUGCCCAUAUCUAUUGUCAUCCAAUCUUUGGUUCAAAAUCUCUGCUUCAAUUAUGAGCAUGAUGACAAGAAAGCACAGUCUACCUACUUAAAGAUCUGUGACAUGCUGUAUAGAAUGAUGGUCAUUGAUGAUAGCUACCUGAUGAAGGAGUUUGAAGGCAUAAGGAAUCAGUGCCAGAGAGCCUUCCAUAGCUUAUUGACUUCUUCCCCAAGGAGUGAUACUCAAACUGCCCUCACGCCUAUGUGGUCUAAUGAUGUCAGGAAUGAGUGGUCACACUACAAGCGGGAAUUUGAAGAAUUGGCAUUUAUUGCUGGUGGUGGCUUUGGCAAAGUCUACAGGGUGAGGCAUAAGUUAGAUGACACUGAAUAUGCAGUCAAAAAAAUCUUCAUCAGAUCCAACAGCAUUGACUCUGUUAGAAAUUACCUUGCUGAGGUAAAAACCUUUGCAAGUUUGAAUCAUUCCAAUAUUGUGCAGUACAAAGCAGCAUGGUUGGAAUUGGGUGCCAGCACUAGUGACACUCAUCACAGUCAUAAGGAAGAUUCUAGUGAUGAUGAACUUGAUGAAGAGAGUUUGAUUUCAACUGAUACAAAGUACAAAGAUGAAACCGAGUCGUCGCUUUUUACUGACAACAAGCGCGAUUUAGACCUGGAUUACCAACAAGAAGAUUCCUCCGAUUUUGUUAUUAGUUUCGAAUAUUCUAGGCAUUACUCAUUGACCAAUUCUACUAAGCGCGAAAAACGCAAAGAAAGGCGCGUUAAAAGAAAUUCUACGUCAGAAGGGGGUAAUGCUAUUUGCAAUAUUGAAGAGAUUAAGAGAUUACAAGCCAAGCACCACCAUCCAAAAUGGGCGACACUGUUCAUUCAAAUGAGUUUAUGCCAUUCGACGUUGAAGCAAUGGUUGGAAAAUCGUAACAGUUUGGAAUCGUCCAGUCCGAAUGCUCUGGUGCCAAUAAAUAAUACAAGAAGAUAUCAAACAGUCAUUGAAAUUUUAAAACAACUUCUAAAGGGAUUAGAGUACAUUCAUUCAAAAGACAUUGUUCAUCAUGAUGUAAAGCCUAGCAACAUAUUCAUGCAAUUUGAAAACAAGAGGCUACUAGUUCAACUAGGUGAUUUCGGCCUAGCUUGCCCACUGCAAUCAAGUCAACAUUCCUUGGCAUGCGGUACAAGACUGUAUGCAGCACCAGAGCAACUCGCAGGAAAAUGUAAUAUCAAAAGUGAUAUGUAUUCUUUGGGUAUUGUGGUUUUCGAACUCACUGAAUCCUUUUCGACCGACAUGGAACGCAUUACCAACAUAACAAGUCUUCGCAAAGGCGAUUUACCGGAAUGCACCAUUAAACAACAACCCCAAUUGGCGCAAAUCAUCUCACAGUUAGUCAUUCGUCAAUCAUCAGCUCGUCCGGACGCCAGUACUUUGCUGAAGCAUAUCGAUGACGAGCAACAUCUCGAAUCGCCAAUGGUUCAUCAACUACAAACAAAAUGUGAGGAACAACAGCACACGAUUGCCGAGAAGGACGAAGAGAUUUUACGACUCAAAGAGGAGAUCUUAAGAUUGAAGCAGAAGGACAACGACUACUCAGAAAAGAACGCGUAGCUGUGCUGCAUAUUUUUAAAAUUUAAUUUUGUACUCAUGAUUACGUCACCGUUGUCUAUCUUUGGAACACGUUUUGUUAUUGGACUGGAUGCCUAAUCAAUGUAUAAGCGAAGCAGUUGCACUUGUUUACGCUCGGAAUGAAUCUAAUGUAAUACAUUUCCCGAGGUAUGGA
Messenger RNA from Dalotia coriaria, 2195 nucleotides. RefSeq names its product interferon-induced, double-stranded RNA-activated protein kinase-like. The transcript has 3 exons. Gene Ontology annotation, cellular component: cytosol; nucleus; cytoplasm. Bases 269 to 2023 code for a protein of 584 amino acids. The record is from RefSeq and is a predicted model, not a curated record. NCBI's taxonomy places the organism in Eukaryota, Metazoa, Arthropoda, Insecta, Coleoptera, Staphylinidae. Gene Ontology annotation, molecular function: ATP binding; eukaryotic translation initiation factor 2alpha kinase activity. Gene Ontology annotation, biological process: protein phosphorylation.